AUGUAUACGUUCAUGAAGUUCACAAGGGCGAUACUGGGAGACAAGUUAUUCACUUUCCUGAUGAAGUGCACGUUUUACGGGCACUUCGUCGCCGGCGAAGACGAGGUGAAGAUCAGACCCGUCCUGGAAAGGUUACGGCAAUUUGGCGUUAAACCGAUUCUCGAUUACUCGGUCGAAGAGGAUAUUUCCCAGGAGGAAGCAGAGCGACGUGAAGUCCAGGCCUCCGUGUCGGAAGCUGGCGACGAGAAGAAGGAAGGAACCUUGAAGAAGUACCACGUAGAAAAGUCAUUUGCCGAUCGUCGGUACAAGGUAUCUUCGGCAAGAACCUAUUUCUACCUCAACGAAGCAUCAUGCGAGCGUAACAUGGACAUCUUCAUCAGGUGCUUAGAGGCUGUUGCGGGUGCUUCCAUGGGAGUCGGCAUUACCGCUGUCAAGUUAACAGCUCUCGGACGUCCUCAGCUUUUGCUGCAAUUGUCCGAAGUAAUCAUGAGAGCACGUCAGUACAUGUCGGACGUGGUCGGAGGAGAAGGUGCCGUUUUAGCUCACCAUGCGAAACCUGAUGACUUCAUGAAGAAAUUUGAGGAAGCGCACAUUAGGGAUGCUGCCCCGGUACAAAAGUUCCUUCAAAAAAUUCAGUCCGAUAAGGAAGGAAAUGUUAUUCACUUAUUCCCGUGGAGCGGUAUCUUAGACGAAAAUUACGAACUGAGCGAAACUUUUCAAGUGCCAGACAUUAAGACUGGGAAAAUGGUACAGCUAAUGACACAGCUUACGACGAAAGAAGAAGAGAUGUUCAGGAACAUGGUUCGGCGAUUAAAUAAUCUCGUCUCGGUCGCUGCCAAGUUGGACGUGCGCUUAAUGAUCGACGCCGAGCAAACCUACUUCCAGCCUGCCAUCUCAAGAUUAACAUUGGAAAUGAUGCGCAAGUACAAUACACAAAAGGCUGUGGUCUUCAAUACGUACCAGACCUAUCUUCAGGACACCUUUAACGAAGUCAGAACAGAUCUCGAGCAAGCUGAACGCCAAAAUUUCUAUUUUGGCGCAAAACUCGUCCGAGGUGCUUAUAUCGAACAGGAAAGGGCGAGAGCAGCCGCUAUGGGCUAUCCGGAUCCAACGAAUCCUACAUUCGAAGCUACGACAGAAAGUUUCCAUAAAACUUUGAUGGAAUGUAUGCGUAGAAUGAAGCAGUACAAGGAUAAAGGGGAGGAUCCCAAAAAGAUUGGAAUUAUGGUUGCGUCGCACAAUGAAAACACUGUGCGAUUUGCUAUCGAAAAGAUGAAGGAAAUUGGGAUUUCCCCCGAAGAUAAGGUUAUCUGCUUUGGCCAAUUGCUCGGAAUGUGUGACUACCUUACAUUCCCUCUUGGUCAAUCGGGUUAUUCCGCGUACAAAUACAUCCCUUACGGACCCGUGAAAGAAGUACUACCUUACUUGUCGCGUCGAGCGCAAGAAAACCGAGGGGUCCUGACGAAGAUCAAGAAGGAAAAGAACUUACUCUUCUCGGAGAUCAUAAGGCGUCUUGUACGAGGACAGUUAUUCUACACGCCGAAGGGCAAUUACACCCCCGUCUGAACUCUCUGGCACUCACGCAAUGCUCGGACGAGAGUUAUGUACGAAAACUAAAGUAGUGAUUGUAAAUUAUUGAAAUCUUAAGACCCUAAUAUGACGUUAAAUAGAGAGAGCAAAUUACUGUUGGAUCGGUAGUACUCGAGGAGAGGAAAAGAAAAUCAGAAAAAGAAACUGAAAACACACACGUGCGAGUGUAAGUGAAAUCAACUGCCAAGCGGGGUGCGAUAUCUGUUGUCCGAAAUUGCCUAAGUGUACAUGUACAGAGUGCAGAUUGCCCGAUGGUACGACCUCCAGUAGAGAGUUUACUAUCUUUUGCUCGUUACGCCCGCUGCGGUUGCGAACGAUAUCCGUUGCCGUUUCCGAGACCCUUAUUUAUGAUAACGAUAACGGGCAGGAGCGAUAUCCGACACGCUGUGGUGUAUCAUCCUCGUCGUCGGGUUGACGAAUCAAGACUUUAUAUAUAUUUAGAUAUAAUUUUAGCGACCCUUGGUUCCUGACAUGACAGGUGCUCUCUUUUUCUCUUUUACCGAUCGAAUGACGCUUUAGAAGUUCAUGUAUAGUCCACUUAGCAAAAUGUACCGUCACUCGCGGUCCCAGUCGAUACACCACGGCGAUUGCUCCUCAGGAAUCUCACGAUUACUCGUUGGUCGACCUAGCAUUUAAGGCUCAUCGGAUGUCCCGAAAUAAAUCUAUUCUGAAUCCGUGUACUUCGCCCAUUUGCAUAGAGCUCGGAAUCGCAAUCGAGCGUCGCGUCCCUAACUGCCUGAGUAUUCUUUUCUUUUUUUCGUUCUCUGCGUCCACGCUCCUCGGUAUCUAUCUCGUUUCGUCGCAAAUGAGAAAUCGUGUCACUAGAGUUUUGUACUUAAAGGAGUAUACCGGUAGUUAGAGACAUCGACGGGCUGGCAGGGGUGGACGGUCAUCUUAUCCGGAUGUCCGAAAUCGGCGACUCUUCGUUGCGUUACGUCGCGAAAGAGUCGUGAUUUUGAGAGACGCGUUCCUCUUAGGCAUCGGUCGGACGGGUUGACCGUCGAGCGGAUUUAAUUGCGGGAAACGAUCGACGAAACGCGACGAGAAAGAAAUCGAGUUCGAAAAGGAAGCUCGAGCUAAAGUGCACGGCAUUGCGAGAGGAAAGUAGUUCUAGUCUCCUCGACGCUAAGAUUAUGAUAAACUUGCGACCGUCGUGCGAGGCUUUCCUGGUAGAGUUUGUCUCCGGGUGGUUGUCGUUGCACUCCGUGGUGAUUCAAUGUGGAUCAUGGGUCGAUCAUACUUUGUUCCAUACGUGUGUGACUAUGUACGUACAUUGAGGAAUGCAACGUGUGGUCGCAGGUUGAAGAUGCACCGGAAAGCUCCCUAUCGACUCGAGGACGAUCGUAGGGCACCGCCAUCUUGGUUCAAACUCUACGAUCGAUCCCUCUUUCAGCCUGCGACUGAGUUUAUAAGUGCUAGGUGAAUUGAAUUGCGAGUUACGAGCCGUUUGCGUAUUACGAAUGUCACUUAUGUAAAUUGUAAUUCUGCCCCUCUUUCAAAGUUAUAGAAAUCUGAAUGAAAAUUUCUAAGCGAACGAGAUACACUCACGCUCACGCAUACUCGCAUCGCGCGCGCCUACAUACGUCGACAUACGUCCAGUCCCGGGUCUUUGAUUUCGUUGGAUGGAUCUCAUAGCAGGAACGAAUGAAAGGGAAUUUCAUUGACAUUAGUUGAUCUCGUCUGAGAUUCGGUAUACAGUUAGUAUAUUCUAUGCGUCAGUGUAUAAUUUUAAGUGUCACGGACGCGAAAAGUUCGAAGCGAACAACGAAACCACCGAUCGUUCCGUCAUACGUCGCGACGAUUGUUUUCGCAGGACCGUGCGUUUAGGUGUUUCUACUCAAGGUUGAUAUUCAUUUUUUUUUCCCGGCCUCCGCGUGUCGAGAAACGGUCGGCACGUGGCAGGAGAAACCAUUCGAACGGUUGGCAUGAAUUCUAAAUCGAUUUCGGAUCUCAUCAUUUCUCUCUUCUCAUUGGGAGUGACUUUGCCGUAAGAGCCUGUAUUUCUACGAUACUUGCGCCAUUGUUACGGGAUAAAGAAACGGUGUAGCGAAAGACAGUAAAUGUAUUUAGUGAGGCACAUCGCGUAUUUUAAGCCAUCCUUUUAUCACGCAUGCACGAGUUUUUAUUGAGAUUAGAGAAAACGAAUCUCUGUGAACCAUGUUAAAUAAUCAAGCUGGAAAAAAAAAUCUACUAAUUGGUGAAAUAAAUAAAGGGGCAUUGUUAAAGUUACACAGGCUACGUAGCUAAGUAUUUCCAAGUGUCCGAAUAUUGUACGUUGGACGCGAGUGAUUUAGAUAAUUAUAUAAUUCUACUUGUUAUAUAUUUAUUAUUCGCAUAGUAUAACGCGUAAGUAAAUGAACAUUUAAGUGUGUGUCGUUCGUGUGAUGAUGACAAUAACUUAGCUAUUUAAUGUUAUUGACAUACGGCGCAUGACUUCUAGGGCUGUAAUUGUGUCCCCUUGGUGGGCAACGUUGAUAUAGGAAAUAGCACGAUCCGGAAAUAAGGAAAGGAGAUAGCAGCCGGGAAUUAGCAAACAUCGGUUGCCUUUAUGGCACUAAUGUAGUCCCAGUUUACUUUGUCGUUUCUGGAGACGAAUCUUUAUAGUAUGUUAGCGUACGCGUUAAACGUAUAACCCGAUGGAAUCUAAGACUAUUUCGGAAUAACUUUAUCUGAAACUAAAUGUACUUUUUGAGUAAUCUACAGUUGCACGGGAGAAUCUAUGACUCCUGAAGUUUUCGACGUCAAAACUUAUUAACACCGACAUCUUUUAUCUGGAAGCAAGUAUAAAAUUUUGUAUAAAAAGACGCGAAGAAACCUCCUUGCAUGUCUUUCUGAAAGUUUACAUUCCAAAGUAAUGUGACGCGAACUUUUAGUGGGUGUGAUAAUUGUAUACGGGACACGUGUUUGUGUCGGAUUUUGUUUGCUUCUUCUCGGGUAAUCUCGCGUGCAAUUUACUCGUACGUGUUAGCAACAUAAAGAAACGAAUGAAAGUUGACUAUGAAGACGUUGAUUAUAAAAUAAGUUAAUAUUUAUUAUUUCGUGAAAUACAAUUAACGUACGCUUU
Molecule: messenger RNA, 4654 nt
Organism: Orussus abietinus
Lineage: Eukaryota; Metazoa; Arthropoda; Insecta; Hymenoptera; Orussidae
Gene: slgA
Product: proline dehydrogenase 1, mitochondrial
Exons: 12
Coding region: 1-1566 (521 amino acids)
Cellular component (GO): mitochondrion
Molecular function (GO): proline dehydrogenase activity; FAD binding
Source: RefSeq, a predicted model, not a curated record